AUUUCAACUUACUUAUAAACACAUCCGAUGUGAUGAUGUGAUUAUAAAUUGGAGGUUUGGAGUUCCGGGUACAGUCGUGGCAGUUAGAUAUAGAAUAUGAGAAUGCGUCAUCUUGUUGGAUAUUUCAGCACCACUCCCAACUAAAUAAUUAGCCUACAACUUGAACAAUAAUUAGCCACACUCAACUCUUCUCAGCCUCCAUUAAUGGCGAUAUCUCCAGUUCUCUUCAUCUUGUGCCUCUCUCUCCUCGCCGCCGCGUCAAAGAGGUCCGAGGCGACCUCCGCCCAUGACGAAUUGGUGAAGUACGGUUUCCCCGUCGGCCUUCUCCCUGCCGACAUUGAGUCCUACACGCUUAACCACACCUCCGGCGCCUUCUCAGUGCGGCUUGGAAAUAAUUGCCGCGUGACGCUGCCGCCGGACAACUACUUGGCCUCCUACUCGAAGCGAAUUACCGGCAAGAUCGUCGGGAAUCGGAUCGCGGAGCUCGACGGGAUCAGCGUGAGGGCGUUCUUCAAGUGGUGGGGCAUCACCGGAAUCAGAUCCAGCGGCCAGGAUCUGGUGUUCGAGGUUGGUGUGGUCACCGCCAAGUAUCCUUCCAAGAAUUUCGACGAGUCGCCACCCUGCGAAGGCCGCCGCUCUUCCUCUUAGAGAGGGAUAAUAGGAGGCAUUUCGAUACGGUGGGUGCUAGUUUGGCACUCUCCAAGAAUGAGUAAUGUGUAUUUUAUGAUUUGAGAAUUGUAUAUAUUGGGAGCUGUAUUUGAACUCAAAUGACGAUUAUAUAUGUGGCUAACACUACUGAACUA
Messenger RNA from Salvia miltiorrhiza (redroot sage), 803 nucleotides. RefSeq lists its product as uncharacterized. NCBI's taxonomy places the organism in Eukaryota, Viridiplantae, Streptophyta, Magnoliopsida, Lamiales, Lamiaceae. The transcript is spliced from 2 exons. The record is from RefSeq and is a predicted model, not a curated record. The coding region runs from base 205 to 648 and encodes 147 amino acids.